Molecule: messenger RNA, 801 nt
Organism: Diabrotica balteata
Lineage: Eukaryota; Metazoa; Arthropoda; Insecta; Coleoptera; Chrysomelidae
Source: the annotation of a GenBank genome assembly
AUGGGUUUGCCAUUGGUAAGUUCCGGCAUGGCAUCUUCUGGUACCGGGUUUAACUCCCUCCCAGAUAGUGAAAUGCUGCCUCCACUACCCAUGGGACCACCUGCAAUUCCACCAAAUCGUUUUGAUCCAUACUUCGAUGCAACGACUCCCAGUAACGUAUCCUGGAUCAGACACAGAGAUAUUCAUAUCCUCACAGUGGGCAGCUAUACAUAUACGAGCGAUCAACGUUUUCAAGCAAAUCAUCAUCCUGAAACAGACGACUGGACUCUGCAGAUCAAAUGGGCUCAAAAAAGAGAUGCUGGUACUUAUGAAUGUCAGAUUAGUACCCAACCGGUAAAAAGUUAUUUCGUCAACUUAAAUGUAGUCGUACCUACCGCUCAGAUUCUAGGGGGACCAGAUCUACAUGUCGAUAAAGGUAGUACCAUCAACCUAACAUGCUCCAUCAGAUUUAGUCCUGAGCCACCCGCGUAUAUUUUUUGGUAUCAUCAUGACGAUGUUAUCAGCUAUGAUUCCAGCCGUGGUGGGGUAAGCGUGAUCACUGAAAAGGGUGAUGUUACUACAAGUUUCUUACUAAUCCAGAAUGCUGGUAUACAGGACUCUGGAAAAUAUUCCUGCAGCCCUUCAAAUGCUGAUGUUGCAAGUAUACGAGUUCACGUAUUAAAUGGUGAAAUGCCAGCUGCAAUGCAAACAGGCUCUGCUGGAUUGUCCAACAGCUCAUUCAACAUCUUCGCUCUCAUCAUAGUUUCUUACAUAUACACAUCCUGCUAUUUUAGCAACCUUGAUAUAAACCAAGGAAGUUGA